AUGGGCAACAAAGAGCGCUCAAAACGGAAGAGGACCUUGAUCCGAAAAAUGAUUGAGUACUCUCUUUUAUUCGAUGUCGACAUCAUGAUUAUCACUAGAGAUAAGGAGACAAAACAGCAAAAGCUGUUCAGACCAACUCACAGAGGCGUAGACGCACAUUGGAUGCCAGACCUUGAAAACAUUGAGAUUUGCGACGCCGGUGAUGAAUCCGUGGCGGAAGACCUGAGAAGCGAAUUUGAAGUGAGACGGAUGAGGAGGGCUUUGCAGGCAAGCAAGGUGCCCAAGCUGUCUGAUGGGGCCAAGUAG
Clonostachys rhizophaga is the source of this 306-nucleotide messenger RNA. The record is from the annotation of a GenBank genome assembly. NCBI's taxonomy places the organism in Eukaryota, Fungi, Ascomycota, Sordariomycetes, Hypocreales, Bionectriaceae.